CCACUCAAAUCUAAUAAUAAUCCAUUAAAAAAAAACAUCUUACCAAAAAAAAAAAUAAAAAAAAUCCAUUAAAAAAAACAAAUAUGGCGGAGGAGAGAAGAGUCCCAUCAUCGGUGUCGGUCACAGUCGCCCACGACCUUCUUCUAGCCGGCCACCGCUAUCUAGACGUCAGGACUCCAGAAGAGUUCAGGCAAGGACAUGCCUGUGGGGCGAUCAACGUACCUUACAUGAAUCGAGGAGUAUCAGGGAUGUCAAAGAACCCUGACUUCCUGGAACAAGUGUCCUCCCAUUUCGGACAAUCCGACAACAUCAUUGUUGGCUGCCAGAGCGGUGGUAGAUCUAUCAAAGCCACCACCGAUCUUUUCCAUGCAGGUUUCACGGGAGUCAAAGAUAUCGCCGGUGGCUAUAGUGCCUGGACCAAGAAUGGCCUUCCUACAAAAGACUGAUAUCGCUGGUGGCUAUAGUUCUCUUCGUCUUCUUCUUCAGUAAUGAUAAUAAUGCAUCGUUUCCACAUGUAAUCAACAUCUUUAAAAUUAUUUUUAGUAAUGAAAUCCACAUGUAAUGAUUAAUAAAUGACCUUCCUUUUC
Arabidopsis arenosa is the source of this 587-nucleotide messenger RNA. Lineage: Eukaryota; Viridiplantae; Streptophyta; Magnoliopsida; Brassicales; Brassicaceae. The record is from the annotation of a GenBank genome assembly.